Molecule: messenger RNA, 7124 nt
Organism: Xyrichtys novacula (pearly razorfish)
Lineage: Eukaryota; Metazoa; Chordata; Actinopteri; Labriformes; Labridae
Source: the annotation of a GenBank genome assembly
GAGAAAAAAACAGACGAAGAAGAAAAGCCGCUGACAAUGUGACGCAGCGCAUGCGCAGCAGUGAGUUUGAUCCUCUCCACAGACAGUUAAAAUGAGCUCCAUCGGGACCGGGGUGAGUGUUUAUAUCUGUGUUUGUCUGAGUUUAUAAAUCCUCUUGAACUUUACUCUCAGUAUUAAUGUGUCAAACUUUAACUAUAUUCACUGAAAAUAUUCAAACUUUGGUCUUAAAUUUCUCUCACUCUGAGCCUUUAGUCUGUUAGCUCAGGGUUAGCCUGCUGAGUCACAGCGAGGCCCGCGAACUGAAAAUGAAAGUUAAUUAUUAAAUGUUAAUUAAAGUUUAAUUUGUUCUGGUUUAAAAGAGGUAAACGAACCAGAAACAAAACUAUAAGAAAAGUCAGCUCUGCAGUGUUUUUGUCUGUGUUUAUAAAAGAUAACGCUGUGUGAGCAGAAUCAAUGCUAACAGCUAACUGUGAUUCAGAACCAAACCCCAUUUAAAAAAACCCAAAAUGAAGCUGCUCUCAGUGUCAGCUCUAAUAUAACAGAAGAAAUAAAACAAAUUUACACUUUAAUUAAACAGUAGAAGGAGGUGAUCUGAUCGGCUCUCAUGUGGUCUUUAAAAAAGGACCUUUUCUUAUGAAAAAGAACAAAAACAUGUUUAUUUUCUUCAGUGUCAGGAAGUCUGUGUGAACGGAUCAGAUCAGAGUCCGGGAUUAAAAACAGGUCUGAGGUUUUAAAGAGAACUGGAGGAAACAGGAGAAUCAAACUGAAGCUCAGUCACAGGGUUGAAGGUCCGAGUUUCAUCUCAGCAGGUUCAGUGGACCAACCAGAGAAAAUCAACACUGAGCUCCACCUCCACCUGCACCUCCACCUGCACAGGUGUUCAGCUGUCAAGACUGAAGAGAGUUCAGAUUUAAGAGUCACUGUUAACCUGUGUGUGUGUGUGUGUGUGUGUGUGUGUGUGUGUGUGUGUGUGUCCUGCAGUAUGAUUUGUCGGCCUCCACCUUCUCUCCUGAUGGGCGGGUCUUUCAGGUGGAGUACGCCAUGAAGGCCGUGGAGAACAGCAGGUCAGCAGAUACUGAUCCAAGAACAGAGACUGGAACCAUCUGAGUCUGACGAUCACUGAACUGUGUGUGUGUGUGUGUGUGUGUGUGUGUGUGUGUGUGUGUGUGUGUGUGUGCAGCACAGCCAUUGCGAUCCGCUGUAAGGACGGCGUUGUGUUCGGCGUGGAGAAGCUGGUUCUGUCCAAACUGUACGAGGAGGGGUCCAACAAACGCAUCUUCAACAUCGACAGACACGUUGGCAUGGUAACCACACACACACACACAUGUAGACAGUAACCUAGCAACAGUCUGAGCGUCAGUGACCAUCGUGGAGGUCAGUCCAGCCCGGUGGUCCGUCCUCUCGUUAGAUCAUCUCCAGACUCUUCCACAGAGGGGGGCGUGGCUACAGGUACGUCUUCCAACCAAUCAGCAGCAGCACACAGUCCGACCAAUCAGCUGUCUGCAGACUGAGAUCAGCUGAUCAAAUCAAUCAAGUCUGCUGUGCUGCUGAUUGGUUAGAAGAACCUGCAGGUACACCGACCCUCUGUGGAGGACUGGAGAUGUCUGAUCUAAAGAGGGUCAGGUGUAGACCCCUCAGUCCACCUUAAACGGACUCAGGUCCAGAGGAGUCUCUGCUGGUUCUGGAUCCUGGUUCUGUCUGAACCUCAUCAGGAGACGCAGAGAUGAUCUGAGUUUUUGAAGUGACUCUGAGUUCAUGUGGUCCAGAGUCCUGAAGAUCAGGACCAUCCAGUCUUGGUCCUGGUCCCGUUAGUACAGAGAUGUUCUGAUGAAACUGUUGAACUGUUUGCUCACGCGGUCUCUCACAGAGUCCUGAACCUCUGAGAGACUCCGCCUCUCUAAACGUCUCAGACCCGGUCAUGUGACCCGGUCGUGUGACGAACCUGUUGGACCUCCAUGUUGGUUGUAGAAGUUCCUGCAGAUGUUUGUUUGUCAUCAGAACCUCUGACCCGUUUGGACCCGUUCGGUUCUUCUUCUUCUCUCAGAGGAACUUUUUCAUUUCUCCUCUUUUCCGUCAUCAACACUCAGAACCAGAACCAGAACUCUGGUGUCUCCAUGUUUGUCCUGCUCACUCUGACCCCGCCCCCUCGCUCUCUCUCUCCAGGCUGUAGCAGGUCUGUUAGCUGACGCUCGCUCGCUCGCUGAUGUCGCCAGAGAAGAGGCGUCCAGCUUCAGGUCGAACUACGGACACGACAUUCCCCUCAAGGUGGGUCUGAGGGUCCUGUGAGGUCACGGCGGACGGCGGUCUGAGAUUGACGCUAAGCUAAUUCUACUUCCUGUCGUUGCAGCACCUGUCAGACAGAGUGGCCAUGUACGUCCACGCCUACACGCUGUACAGCGCCGUACGACCGUUUGGCUGCAGGUGAGUCUGAACUUCCUGUUGAUGUCAUCAUCAGCUGAUCAGGAGGGAUGAUGAAGACCAGGAAGGUUUCGCUCACUGCACUGAGUCGCUGUGAUGUCACUUCCUCUUGGCUGUCUGACCACACACACACACACACACACACACACACACAGUGAGGUUCUGAUUCUGUAGAACAGGAAGUGAGGUCGUUCUCUCUGUCGUCUCUCCUCAGUUUCAUCCUGGGUUCUUUCGAUAAAGAUGACGGUCCUCAGCUCUACAUGGUCGACCCGUCAGGGAUCUCCUACGUGAGUCACACACACACACACACACACACACACACCUGCGUCCCCUCCUGUCCUCAUUUGUCUCCGUUGAUCCGUCCUCUUGUGUUGGAGGGUUUUAAAGCUCCUCUCUCAGUCGAUCCUGUCCUCCUGGACUCUGACGGUCCUGGUGGUCCUCACUUUGGACUGAGCAGGUUCAAUCAGGACCUGAAGACCGGACUGAGGGGGGGGCAGAGAGAUCCCUGAUCUGGUCCUGAGAUUAGGAUCAUGGAGCGGUCCAAUAACUCUCUGUAGUAAAAACAGACGUGUGUGAAUUAUAAACUGUAUUUAGGGUCACAUGUCACAUAAACACGGCAGUGAAGUUAGUUUCAGGUUGGAUAUAUUUUCCUGUAAAUACGGUGGUGAAGUUAGUUUCAGGUUGGAUAUAUUUUCCUGUAAAUACGGCGGUGAAGUUAGUUUCAGGUUGGAUAUAUUUUCCUGUAAAUACGGCGGUGAAGUUAGUUUCAGGUUGGAUAUAUUUUCCUGUAAAUACGACGGUGAAGUUAGUUUCAGGUUGGAUAUAUUUUCCUGUAAAUACAGCGGUGAAGUUAGUUUCAGGUUGGAUAUAUUUUCUGUAAAUACGGCGGUGAAGUUAGUUUCAGGUUGGAUAUAUUUUCCUGUAAAUACGGUGGUGAAGUUAGUUUCAGGUUGGAUAUAUUUUCCUGUAAAUACGGCGGUGAAGUUAGUUUCAGGUUGGAUAUAUUUUCCUGUAAAUACGGCGGUGAAGUUAGUUUCAGGUUGGAUAUAUUUUCCUGUAAAUACGACGGUGAAGUUAGUUUCAGGUUGGAUAUAUUUUCCUGUAAAUACAGCGGUGAAGUUAGUUUCAGGUUGGAUAUAUUUUCUGUAAAUACGGCGGUGAAGUUAGUUUCAGGUUGGAUAUAUUCUCCUGUAAAUACAGCGGUGAAGUUAGUUUUAGGUUGGAUAUAUUUUCUGUAAAUACGGCGGUGAAGUUAGUUUCAGGUUGGAUAUAUUCUCCUGUAAAUACGGCGGUGAAGUUAGUUUCAGGUUGGAUAUAUUUUCCUGUAAAUACGGCGGUGAAGUUAGUUUUAGGUUGGAUAUAUUUUCCUGUAAAUACGGCGGUGAAGUUAGUUUCAGGUUGGAUAUAUUUUCCUGUAAAUAUGACGGUGAAGUUAGUUUCAGGUUGGAUAUAUUUUCCUGUAAAUACGGCGGUGAAGUUAGUUUCAGGUUGGAUAUAUUUUCCUGUAAAUACGGCGGUGAAGUUAGUUUCAGGUUGGAUAUAUUUUCCUGUAAAUACGGCGGUGAAGUUAGUUUCAGGUUGGAUAUAUUUUCCUGUAAAUAUGACGGUGAAGUUAGUUUCAGGUUGGAUAUAUUUUCCUGUAAAUACGGCGGUGAAGUUAGUUUCAGGUUGGAUAUAUUUUCCUGUAAAUACGGCGGUGAAGUUAGUUUCAGGUUGGAUAUAUUUUCCUGUAAAUACGGCGGUGAAGUUAGUUUCAGGUUGGAUAUAUUUUCCUGUAAAUACGGCGGUGAAGUUAGUUUCAGGUUGGAUAUAUUUUCCUGUAAAUACGGCGGUGAAGUUAGUUUCAGGUUGGAUAUAUUUUCCUGUAAAUACGGCGGUGAAGUUAGUUUCAGGUUGGAUAUCUGACGGACAUUCUCUGAGGAUCUACCGGUGUCUUCUCACUCUCCAUAACCAGGAAUAACAACAGCAGCGCGGUUAAAUCUACUCGACACCCUCACUGUCAACGUCAGUGUUGAAUAAGGGACCGUCAAUAAAUUACCGGUUGAUGUUCUCAGAAAAGGCUGUUUUCCUUCAAUAGCUUCACUGUCAUGUGACCAAAAGACCUAAAAUUGAUUUCUAAUAAUAGUACUAAGGUCGAUCAAUAAGACAAACAUUAUUGAUCAGUUUUCAUUGAUCCCCUGAAGUUCUUUGUGCUCCUUACUUUUUUAACUCAGGAGAACAGAGUUAGAGUCGAACCCUGAGACAGAUGAGGUUCAACCCAGAAUCUCCUGCAGGAGGACAACAGGCGUGUCCUCAGAGUCAGCAGAGUCCUCCUGGUUCCUCCUGGUUCCUCAUGUCUCUAAGUGUGGUGAUAGUUUCUCUAGACCUGAUCCUCUUCAGGUCCCCUCCUGAAACCAGGACCAGAGUCCGCCCCCCUUCGACCCUCUUUGUUUAUUAGAACUCAGUCUGACAUAGUUCUGGUCUGAACCUCCAUGUGGACCUCAUCAGUACCCCCCACUCCAGUCCUCCUCCUCUGUACUCCUGCUGUGACUGUGUGUGUGUGUCCCAGUAAUCCCAGUCUGUUUGUGUUCAGGGUUACUGGGGCUGUGCCAUCGGGAAAGCCAAACAAGCUGCAAAGACGGAGAUCGAGAAGCUGCAGGUGAGUCUGACCUCUGACCUCUUAACUCUGUGUUCUGAUUGGUUUAAAGAGCUUUAAGACACUUCUGACCUCUGACCUGUGUGUGUGUGUGUGUGUGUUCAGAUGAAGGAGAUGACGUGCAGGGAGCUGGUCAAAGAGGUCGCCAAAAUGUAAGUGAACAACAUUCACGGGGGGGGGGGGCUGAGCUCAGGUCCAGAUGAAGUGAAGACAAGUCCUCACUGUCCUCUCUGUCCUCACCGUCCCCUCUGUCUCCUCUGUCUCCUCUGUCCUCUCUGUCCCCUCUGUCCUCUCUGUCUCCUCUGUCCUCUCUGUCCUCACUGUCUCCUCUGUCCUCUCUGUCUCCUCUGUCUCCUCUGUCCUCAGAAUCUACAUCGUCCACGACGAGGUGAAGGACAAAGCCUUUGAGCUGGAGCUCAGCUGGGUCGGAGAAGGUCAGUGUGUCUGUCUGUGUGUGUGUCUGUGUGUGUGUCUGUGUCUGUCUGUGUCUGUGUCUGUCUUUGUGUGUCUGUGUCUGUCUGUGUGUGUCUGUGUCUGUCUGUGUCUGUGUGUGUCUGUGUCUGAUUCUCACGGAGGUGUUUGGCGUUUAGGAAGCCCGUGGAGACCCCUCAGGUAAACAGGUUAAAAUGUUUAACAAACAGAAAUCCUGAUGAAACUUCCAGAGUUUAAAACAUGAAGACGAAUGUUUUUAAAGUUCAGUCAGCUGUUUGAAUCUGUAAAUGAGGUCAUAUAUCUCAUUAAAUCUGCACUGAAAACUGACCGACAGAUAAAGAACCUUUAAAAUUCUUGUUUUAUUUGGUUAUUUAUCUCCAUGUGAGUCUGUCUGCGGGUCACUAACUGGACCGAUCAUCACUCAUUAAUAUGUUCAUUAGAAUAUCACAUGAUCCAAACAUGGAUCAGGCGCAGGUGUUCCUGACCGACAACAGAGUCAGGAUCAUUUUAGGGUCCUGAACAAACACAUGGAGGUAUUUUAGGGCUGGUUUCAGUUUUUCCUCAUUUACAGGUAAAAACAGAGAAACUAAGCCCCGCCCCCUUCUGACUCUAGUCUGUCAACAAAAUAAAACAACAUCUGACUCAACUUGUAAAAAUAUUUAAUGUCAGUUAUAAACUCUGGAAGUUUCAUGGUGAUAUCUUUACCUGGGGGGUCUCCUACCAUCAUGGACGCCAUCUUGAAAAUGACGCCUUUCUCGUGGUCAAACUUUGGUCAACUGUGAGUUUGUUAUUAAGGACGUCUAAAAAACAGCUGAGGAACCUUUGGUAGAAUUAUUUUAGGGUCAUAUUUGUACCGACUAUUAUCCUCACAUUCAGGGUUCAUGUGUCUCCAAAUCACGUCAUCAAUAAUAUUGAUUAUCAACGUUAAUCUGUGGGACAAAACCACAUGAGUUCUGGUCCAGACCUGCUGUGGACCCGGGUCUGACCAGCAGGGAGGGGUGAUGAAAGUCAGGAAGGUUUCGCUCAUUGGACUGAACUCCAGUGAUGUCACUUCCUCUUGGCUGACACACACACACACGAACACACACACACACACAGACAGGUGUGUUUUCUGUGAUGAUCAGAGCAGACUCAAACUUGAACAGGUGAAACUUCGUCCUCUCCCUCUCUCUCUCUCUCUCUCUCUCUCUCUCUGAACACGUCCUGAUGAUGAUGAUGAUGAUGAUGAUGAUGGUUUUGUUGCCAUGGAGACACUCCUGAAUCUCUCCUCUGGUCUGUCUCCUCUCCUCAGUCACAAACGGACGACACGAGCUCGUACCCAAAGACGUCAGAGAGGAAGCUGAGAAAUACGCCAAGGUGAGACAUGCGCACACACACAUGCACACACACACACACACACACACAUGCACGUGCACAGUCAGCUGAUGUCCUCCCUCUGUGUGUGUGUGUUUCAGGACUCUCUGGAGGAGGAGGAUGACUCUGAUGAAGAUAACAUGUAAAGGCAGCACUGGACCCCCUCCUCCUCCACCUCGGACCCUUUUUUAUGUUUUCUAGUUCUCCUUCAUUCUUCUGGUUGUUUUUUUUUCUUUUGGUUUGAUGAAUUUCAGCUUUUUUGAAAAUAAAAAAGUUGAGGAAAGUU